AUGGCGACCAAUAACUUACCUGUUGAGCUCUGGCAUGUUGUUUUUUCUCUCACCAAAGUCCUCAAAUUUUCCUUGAAUGACCUAGCUGCACUGUGCCGGGUGUGCAUUGGCUUCCAUCAUGCAAUAGUCGACUCUUUGUACGAGUGCAUCACAGUCGACAACUCUGAUGUCUGCACUACCCUUGCAGAGCAUCCCCAUCUUGCAGAGAAAGUCAAGUCAUUCAUCUUUACAUAUCCAACCACGAUGGGGUAUGAUAGUCCUGAGGAUAACAUCCGUGAUCUCGCUAUCACUGGGGAACCAAGACAUCGAGAUACUUACUCUGAGUUCCCUGGGAUACUUUCUCCCACAUCUCUGCCACAUCUAACAGAAAUAUCUGGUUCGAUCUCUCUUCUACAUGCCCUUGUACCUGGGCGCCCGGUUCAAACAGUGUGGUUCAAGGGCUGCCAUGUACAAUCCGCAAAAUGGGGUCUUGAUGAGAUUGUUGGCCACUCCACAGUGCCUGUCAGGAAUUUGGGACUUGAUCUCACAAUUUGGCCCUUGUCAGUACUAUAUAAUCCUCGUGGACUACUUCCAAACCAUGUUGAGGAAAUCACGCUGACGGGUUUUGCUACUGGGCGCCCGUUCAUAUCUGGGGAACACGGAAUGAGCCACUGGAUAUAUGAUGUACAUCGCAUACUGGGAAGCACACCGAGUUUGAAAAGACUGACAUUCUGGAUGGAGGGAGAGCGCGAAGACGCGUGUGGAUGGGCUCAGCUUCUCUUUCAGGAGUUCCAUGAUGAGCUGUCCCGUCUUGAGCAGGUCUCGUGCGUGAUCGCUGGACCAGACAUGUCAACAUCAUUUGACUUCUUUGAUGACAAGUCGGGUUGCCUCCUAACUGGGCCUCGUGAGGAUAAUCAAACUCGGAGCCAUCGGGCUGUGAAUGACAUUCGGGAGCUCAUGCCACUUCCUAUUUUAUGUUGUUCGAUGGGCGAGAAGGGCCAUUGCGAUAGAAAGACAUUUAUGUUCCUCCAGCUUGAUCGCAGAGAAAUGGAGGGAUGGAUGAGAAUGAUGGGAAAGUAUCCAGAAUUGCCCCGGCCCUGUUAUUUCACCUUUUGGUGUAACGGUUAUGCGGGCGGCAGUCUGACCAUGUUACACCCUGAAGCAAUGGUAUUGGUCUGA
Messenger RNA from Suillus subaureus, 1158 nucleotides. RefSeq lists its product as uncharacterized. The transcript has 4 exons. The record is from RefSeq and is a predicted model, not a curated record. Bases 1 to 1158 code for a protein of 385 amino acids. NCBI's taxonomy places the organism in Eukaryota, Fungi, Basidiomycota, Agaricomycetes, Boletales, Suillaceae.